AUGCGUAGAUCCAAGAUCUUUUUAUACAGACAGGAUUCUCAGCAGUUCAUCGGGAAAAAUAUGAACCAAGACCGUGAUAAGUUAAGAAUUCAACAAAAUUUAGCGCAGUUUUCUGUUCACGAUGGUCUAACUUAUGAACCCGUUCAGCUUCGAAGCUGUAGUAAUGGGAACACACGUUAUGAGUCAUCUGAAUAUUGUUCUGAAAUGCUUUGCUUUUCAGCGAACUCACAAGCUUUAUUGGGGCAUAAAGAUGAUGUACUAGUUCAAGAACCUAAUAGCCGGCUUGGAGAAGCUUCUUUUGGUGACUUUUCACACACAAUGUCAUCUACCUUCAAUCCUUCAGCCACAAUGAGUGGUGAUCCACAAUGUUUUAGUACUUGGAAAAACAGUGCUUCACAAUCAAGUGGUGAUUGGAUGGCUGAUCCGUGCCCAGCGUUAGUUGGAACUCUCUCAGGUCCUUUGAAAAUGAUCCAAACUGGUUAUCACGAAUCACAUUCUUCGUUGAUCAACUCAUCGGGUGAUGUUUCAACCCUGAAUGGCCAAAAGCCUUAUGGGAAUUUGCAUUGUAAUUCUUCACUUUACCAAAGUGCACUACAAGAUGCUACUCUGGACAACAGUAGAACCACGGGCCUAAAUUUGGCUUCUUUGAGGCAAAAUAAUGACAAAGAAACUAGCCAAGCUUCGUGGGCAGUUGGUGGGAGUGAACUUCUACUUCUUCCGGCCUAUGCCGAUCAAUUGCGCCUUAAAAGUGGAGUGGAGUGGUGUGGUGAAUUGGAGUAUGGAGAAAGUAAGAUUAUUGAUAGAGACCACACAACAACUGCAAAUGUUAAUUCCAAUUCUCAGGCUCUCUCUUUGUCACUUUCAUCAGUACCAUCACCGAAAGUACACAUGGAGCAGACUGUUGAGAUAGACAUUUCUGCAAAUUUGCACUCCAGAGACGUUAGUCUUAAUAAUGUCCCAUUUUUAUCUUCCAAUCCCAAAUUUUCAUGUGAUAACAAAGUUUCUGAAAGUUUUCCGCAAGAUAUGGUGGGAAAUUUGACUUUAGCUCAUCGAAAUUCAGGCCCACUUGGUCCGUUCACUGGUUAUGCUACCAUUCUCAAAAGUUCAAAAUUUUUGAAGCCAGCGCAACAACUGAUGGAUGACCUUUGCAAUUGUGAGAACUCUAAGCACAUUGUAAUGCACAAGGCUUCUCCUGAGAAAACUCUUGAAGAAGUUGGGGUUUCUGAUGAUAGUGUGUGUGCUCUUGGACCUGUACCAAUAGCAAUACCUGGUGAUUCUGGUGGCUCGUCCUUUACAUUUCAUAGUUCAAUUGGGAAGAGUCAGGAGCCUGGAGGUAUGAGCAGCACAGUAGAUUCUCACUGGUCUGAAUAUUUACAGAACAAGGCUAAACUCUUAUACAUGAAGGACGAGGUUUACAGAAGGUACAAACAGUAUCAUCAGCAGAUGCAAAUGGUAGUUUCAUCCUUUGAAUCGGUGGCAGGUCUCAGUGCAGCCACUCCACAUAUAUCUGUAGGUCUAAAGACUGUUUCCAGACACUUCCGUUGUCUAAAGAAUGUGAUAGCCAACCAAAUCAGAAGCGUAAGUAAUGCCUUGGGAGAAGAUUUAUCAUCCCUCACUGCUGGCACAAGCAGUAGUAAAGGUGAUAUGAGUGGUUCGAGGUUAAAGUUCGUGGAUAAAAGCUUCCAAAAACAGAAAGAUGGGUGCUAUACGGGCUUUAUUGAGCCCCAACAACAUGUCUGGAGGCCACAGAGAGGCCUACCUGAACGUGCAGUGUCUGUUCUUAGAGCUUGGCUCUUUGACCAUUUUCUUCAUCCAUAUCCUACAGACACUGAUAAGCAUAUGCUGGCUACUCAAACCGGCUUAACCAGAAACCAGGUUUCUAACUGGUUUAUCAAUGCUCGGGUUCGUGUAUGGAAACCCAUGGUUGAAGAAAUACACAUGCUAGAAACCAAAGGAAUGACAGAAACGGGAUCAAAUGCUUCAAAAACUGAUGGGAAAUCCUCAACUGAAGGUUCAAAAUUGAAUGGCAUCCAAUCUUUUAAUACGCAUGGCAUAACUGCAGUUUCUGAUAAGCAAAUGGAUUGUUCAAGAAUCAGCCCAUCAGAGGGCCAAGGGGACGAAUUGAGUGCAGAUUUAUGGAAUCACAAGAAGCGAUCAAGAGUGGAGUAUCAUAUUCCAGGUAGCAUGGAUGGAUCAUUUAUGGGUUUCAUGCCUUACCACCGUGGUGGAAUCGAAAUUGGAGGGCUAGGUGCAGUGUCUCUAACCUUGGGUCUCAGGCAAAGCGCCGGAGAGUUCCCAACAACUGCAGCCAGAGGAUCAUCUAAGACAGAAUACGGGGGGCUAGACCAUUCAUGA
This is a messenger RNA of Fraxinus pennsylvanica, 2355 nucleotides long. Lineage: Eukaryota; Viridiplantae; Streptophyta; Magnoliopsida; Lamiales; Oleaceae. The record is from the annotation of a GenBank genome assembly.